AUGGCUUCCACUGCUGCAUUGGAGCCCUUCCGGGCCAUCCUCUUCUCUAACCCUGUCGCUGCGGUGUUGGGUGAUGCCAUCAAUUCAUUCUCAGAGCGGAGGGCGAAGCUCGGCCUGUCCAACCCCGGAACCAUUGAGGGGUUGGCUAAGGAAGUCCAGCGCGAUGUCUUCCUCAACAACUACAUGUUCACCGGCAUGCGCGCCGACCUUACCAAGAUCUUCAGCAUGGCCCCUCUCUUCCAAGUUUCUCACCAGUUCGCUAUGGGCGAGCGACUGAAUCCCUACACCUUUGCCGCCAUGUACGGCACUGGCAAGGUCUUCUGCCAGGGUAACCUCGACAACGAAGGCUCUCUUUCAGGCCGAUUUAACUGGCGGUGGUCCGACAAGCUCGUCUCCAAGUCGCAGCUCUCUAUCUCCCCCGGGGGCCAGGAUAUGGCUCAAUUUGAGCACGAGUACACAGGCGACGAUUUCAGCGCUUCCCUUAAGAUGCUCAACCCCUCAUACCUCGAGGGCGGUCUCACCGGUAUCUUUAUCGGCAGCUACCUACAGUCCGUUACCCCUAAGCUCUCCCUCGGUCUUGAGACCCUCUGGCAGCGACCCGCCCUCACCCAGGGCCCAGAGUGCGCCGUCUCAUACUCCGCCCGCUACAAGUCCAACGACUGGAUCGCCACCGCUCAGCUCCAGGCUGCCAUGGGCACCCUGAACACCUCGUUCUGGAGGAGGCUCUCCGACAAGGUCCAGGCUGGUGUUGACCUGAGCCUUGGCCUUGUUCCCUCUCCUGGUGGUUUGAUGGGCGGUGGUCUCCAAAAGGAGGGCGUCACCACCAUUGGUGCCAAGUACGACUUCCGCAUGUCCACUUUCCGUGCCCAGGUCGACUCCAAGGGCAAGCUGAGCUGUGUCCUCGAGAAGCGUGUUGCCCCCCCUGUCAUGAUGACCUUUGCUGCUGAUAUCGAUCACUUCACUCACCAAGCCAAGAUCGGCCUGGGGGUGUCUAUUGAGGCUGCCCCUGAGGAGCUGCAAGAUCAACAAGAGGCUCUCACCUCUCAGCCUCCCCCCAACAUCCCCUUCUAA
Molecule: messenger RNA, 1071 nt
Organism: Ilyonectria robusta
Lineage: Eukaryota; Fungi; Ascomycota; Sordariomycetes; Hypocreales; Nectriaceae
Product: eukaryotic porin/Tom40
Exons: 3
Coding region: 1-1071 (356 amino acids)
Biological process (GO): protein import into mitochondrial matrix
Cellular component (GO): mitochondrial outer membrane; mitochondrial outer membrane translocase complex
Molecular function (GO): transmembrane protein transporter activity
Source: RefSeq, a predicted model, not a curated record